Messenger RNA from Papaver somniferum (opium poppy), 1159 nucleotides. Its product is annotated as vacuolar protein sorting-associated protein 60.2-like. Lineage: Eukaryota; Viridiplantae; Streptophyta; Magnoliopsida; Ranunculales; Papaveraceae. Gene Ontology annotation, biological process: vesicle budding from membrane; late endosome to vacuole transport via multivesicular body sorting pathway. The record is from RefSeq and is a predicted model, not a curated record. The coding region runs from base 243 to 941 and encodes 232 amino acids. Gene Ontology annotation, cellular component: multivesicular body. The transcript is spliced from 7 exons.
AUCCUUCCUUGUAAGUUCUCUGACUUUUAAACUUACUUCACUUCUUCUUGGUUUACGAUUCCCAUAAAAAUAUAAUUUGUUUAAUUCUGAGUCCAAAUUACUUCCAAAUUUUGUCCUCUCCUUCGUCUAGAAGAAAACCUAAGUUUUUUCUAUUCUAUUCUUACCCCUCUUUUUAAAUCUGAAAAUCCCCAAUUUUGUUUUAGGGAUUUGUCGAAUUCACACAGAGAAAUCUUGUUAAAAAGAUGAGGAGAGUUUUCGGUGUCAAGAAAGAUAAAGAACCACCACCAUCACUUCAAGAUGCUACUGAUCGGAUUGGUAAAAGAGGUGAAUCAGUUGAUGAGAAGAUCAAAAGGCUAGAUACCGAACUUAGUAGAUAUAAAGAACAGAUUAAGAAAACACGACCUGGUCCUGCUCAAGAAGCUGUUAAAGCCCGUGCUAUGCGUGUUCUUAAGCAAAAACGAAUGUAUGAAGGGCAGCGCGACAUGCUUUACAAUCAGACUUUUAAUCUUGACCAGGUUGCGUUUGCGGCUGAAGGAAUCAAAGAUGCUCAGCAAACAAUGACAGCAUUAAAAUCUGCAAACAAGGAGUUGAAAGGAAUGAUGAAGACUGUGAAGAUUCAAGACAUUGAUAACAUGCAAGAUGAAAUGAUGGACUUGAUGGAUGUGAGUAAUGAAAUUCAAGAGUCUCUUGGUAGAAGUUACAGUGUACCAGACGACAUUGAUGAGGACGACCUUAUGGGAGAGCUUGAUGCCUUGGAAGCUGACAUGGGGACGGAAUCUGAUGGUGUUCCCUCGUAUCUUCAAGAUGAGCCAGAUUUAGAGCCGGAACUGAACUUGCCUCCUGCACCGUCGGGCCAUGCUGUACCACCCAACAGACACAACGCCCAGGCUGAAGAUGAAUUAGGUUUACCGUCUGUUCCUCGAGCAUCCCUCCGUGGUUAAGAAGCAUGUACGCCUUAGAUGUGGAGCCUUGUGGACAUAGUGUGGCUGUUGUUUCCUCUUCAUUUUUUCUUUUUUAUUACGAAGCUAACAUUGCAAUUGAUGAACUGGGUUGAAGUUUUUUUAUUGUGCCAUUUGUAAGGUCAACAUUAUCUUUAGCAGAAAGAAAAAAGAAAGUUUCAAUCACAGUUUAAAUGAGUGAAAUUCAUAAUGUUUGUAGC